UUAAAAAUUAAAUUAAAUCUAAUAAUACAAAUUUACAAAAUGAAGGUGGUGAUGGUGUUGAUGAUGGUAGUGGUGGAAAUUGUAUGUUUGGCCACCGCACAAACAACCCUGCCGCCACCGUUACCAACACAAAUUCCCCAACCGCCACCAAUACCACAAUGUAUUAGCACAAAAUUGGUAGAUUGCGUUAAAAGUAUUAAUUACACAAAACUAUUUGAUUCGAUGAUAAGUAACCCUAAUGACAUUCAGUAUCCAUGUUGUUCUGAAUGGGAUGAAGAAAUUAAAGACAAUAGAAAAUGCGUAUGCGACUAUGCUGGUCCUAAUUUGAGUUCAAUGGCUAAUUUUCUUAAAGGAUGCAAGAUUAACGUAUCUCCUGAUACUAUGUGCACAGGUGAAGGGACAAUUACUACUAAGUCUCCAGCUAUAACGGAACCACCACAAGGGUCAACAGAAAGCCCAAGUGCUUUCAGUCCUGCUUCUACACCUAAAGGAGAUGUCACAGGAGCUGCUAAUAAGAUUGGAUCAAUUUUUGUCGCUAGCCUACCUGUUGUCUUGGCAUAUUUCCUGUUUUAGUAUGCAGAGCUCCUAUGUUAUGUUAAUCUUCUGUAUACAUACGCUUUGUAACAGAGAAUUUUGGAGUGUUUCCUGCAAUUGAAUGACGUGUUUUUGUGUUGAUUUUGUAAUUGUU
Amaranthus tricolor (Joseph's coat) is the source of this 688-nucleotide messenger RNA. RefSeq lists its product as uncharacterized. Lineage: Eukaryota; Viridiplantae; Streptophyta; Magnoliopsida; Caryophyllales; Amaranthaceae. The record is from RefSeq and is a predicted model, not a curated record. The transcript has 4 exons. Bases 40 to 573 code for a protein of 177 amino acids.